Messenger RNA from Ipomoea nil (Japanese morning glory), 393 nucleotides. Its product is annotated as ethylene-responsive transcription factor ERF098-like. Gene Ontology annotation, biological process: ethylene-activated signaling pathway; regulation of DNA-templated transcription. Bases 1 to 393 code for a protein of 130 amino acids. The transcript has a single exon. NCBI's taxonomy places the organism in Eukaryota, Viridiplantae, Streptophyta, Magnoliopsida, Solanales, Convolvulaceae. Gene Ontology annotation, molecular function: DNA binding; DNA-binding transcription factor activity. The record is from RefSeq and is a predicted model, not a curated record.
AUGGAAGAAGAUCAUCGCGGCGGUAAAACGGAGGAGGUGAAAUUCCGGGGAGUGAGGAAGCGGCCGUGGGGGAAGUACGGGGCGGAGAUACGCGACUCCAACCGGAACGGCGCGCGCGUGUGGCUGGGGACGUUUGCCACGGCGGAGGAGGCGGCCAGGGCUUAUGACAGGGCGGCGUACGCAAUGAGGGGGAAGUUUGCGGUCCUCAACUUUCCCGGCGAGUAUCCGCCUUCGUCGUCGCUGCAGCUGCGUGCUGCUGAGACUUCGCCGUCGCCGUCGACGUCUUCCGCCGCCGUGGUGGAGAAUGCGGACAAGCAAACCACGAAAGAAGUGAUCGAGAUCGAAUGUCUGGACGACAAGUUGUUAGAGGAUCUGCUCGCCGAUUGUCAGUAG